Molecule: messenger RNA, 2329 nt
Organism: Pogonomyrmex barbatus (red harvester ant)
Lineage: Eukaryota; Metazoa; Arthropoda; Insecta; Hymenoptera; Formicidae
Biological process (GO): regulation of transcription by RNA polymerase II
Molecular function (GO): RNA polymerase II cis-regulatory region sequence-specific DNA binding; DNA-binding transcription factor activity, RNA polymerase II-specific
Source: RefSeq, a predicted model, not a curated record
GUUUUCGCCGGUUAGUCGCGGAUCAAAGAUAGGCCUCGUUGCGGAAAUAUCGUAAUGCGUAAAACCGCUCUUUCGAAGUAUCGAUCCCUGACAAAUGUGAUGUGGUAUCAUCGUGAAAAGUACGAAGUUUCGCGGUAUAUAAUUACACUUUAGCCGCUUGGUUGAACGGCUUACAAUAUACCGCUUGUUAUUCGCGUGCAACUUGGUAGCUUAUAUUAAGUAGCUAUUUUCACCUUUGCGUUCGCGACGCUCUGGUGUAGCUUGUUGAGUAGCUAUUUUUGUGAUUACUUUUUGCUCUUAACGAUUUUGCGUUAAGAGACGAUUAAGGCGGGAUGAAUUGGCUGCGUGCUAUCGCAUAUGCGCAUUAUCGGGUUGCCACUUUUGAAUGAUAACAGUCGCAUGUCCAACGAAGCGUGAUAAUUUCAGGCAUAUAAUUGAAAUCAAUUAGUUUGAAACAGGUAAUAAAAUUCAUCGCGAUAGUACGGUAUUCCUCGCCGAAAAAUCGAUAAAUUUCCCUCUCCUGCCCCUCCCCUCUCUCUUUCUUUCUCUCGCCCCUUCCCUCUUUUCUCUUUGCGCCGCGGUGCGAGAUAUUCUUUGUUCGAUAAAUCAACGUCGAUUUCAUCCCUACGUGAGCAUCAAUUACAAGACUCUUCUUGAGACAUUAAUUUAUUAUCGGGGAGAAACGUAAUCUCACGGGCGAUUGAUACACUCGUCGCUGAGGCGAGUAACACAAAAACAAUCGCCGGUUCAUCGCUAAUAAAUAAAAAAGGAAAAGAAAGAACGAAGAGAAAGAGUGUAUGUUCAAGCAGCUUUUGGCAGCGAUACGAAGUAUCAUGAUUGAGGAAGCCUCGUUCAAUAUGAUGGAUGAACUAUUCUCCUCCCUGAGCACAACGGAAACCAGCCUCGAGAGACAGCUAUUUUCUGCCAGGACGACUCUAACUAACGAUUAUGAAAGUUCGUGUACGACUUCGCUCUGCGACGCUUUCGAAAUACUCGACAAUCAGUUAAACAUCACAAGUCCGAUUGAUUGCUACACUGACUUAAAUUGUUCUUCUUCUUCUUCUUCUUCGCAAUCGUCUUGGAAUGAUUGGUCGAUCACUAAUACACCUACAUCCUCAGGUUGUUUGAGCGAACUGGGCGAAUUGGAGUUGGAUUGGUAUCUGGAAAGAACCUCGGACUUGGGUCUACCAGAAAGAACACCACUGUGCACCGCUGGAUGCGAAGGGUUUCUACAUUUGCCACCUCUAUCGAAUCCGCAACAAAUGCCACAAUAUGAAUACGAAAAAGAACCAUUGCUAGUACUCGGCAUCGAUUUACGAGCAUUGGAUAAUACAUUAGAAACAAAUACGAUAGAUUAUAAUAACAAUCAGUUAGACGACGGUCUCCUAAUCUCGUCAGAAGCCACUGCUGCUUUAGCAACACACGAUUACACCAAUCGCAGUUUAAUAAAUGCAGCCGAAGAUCGAUGCUUCCCGUGUACCUACCAGGGAUGUCUAAAGGUUUAUGCUAAGGCUUCUCACUUGAAAGCUCAUUUACGCCGACACACCGGCGAGAAACCAUUCGCGUGUACUUGGGCCGGUUGCGUUUGGCGUUUCAGUCGAUCGGACGAACUGGCAAGGCACCGACGAUCGCAUUCUGGCAUUAAACCAUACUCGUGCGAGAUGUGUUCAAAAAGAUUCGCGCGUAGCGAUCAUCUGGCCAAACAUCGUAAAGUGCACCGCAAAAAUACCUAUCCAUUAUUUCACGGAGCUAGAGGAUUACGUGGCAGCAAAGUGAACGUUUUACAGUCAUAAAUCUUUCUUCCCCCCCCCCUACAUGUCUUUUAGAAUUUCCUCUUAAUUAAUAAAGCAAACCAAAGUUUAUCUUUAAGGAGAUGAAACAAUGCUGCGGCACAGUUUCUAUAUAAAUUGAUAAAUAAAGUACUUAUAAGGUGAUUCUAUUUAAAGAUAAUUAUUGUAACAAAAUAUGUGCCAAAUUAUUAAUAUGAAAAAUGGUGAUUCUUAACAUCGGCGGCUAACCCUUUCCUUGGUUUUUUAAUAUGACUCAAUAUAUUUACCUAUGUCCUGUUUGAGAAUCACCAGUGCAAGCUUUAAUGAAAUGUAUUUUUCAUGUAUUCUUACAACAAUCGAGAGCAUUUAUAAAUUUUUAAGAUAAUGUGUAUGACACAAAUUUAUUCGACUGAAUAAACAAAAUUAAUAAAAUUUUUAAUCAAAUAAAAAAUUCAUUCAACUUAGUAUUAACACGUCUAGUUCCUACUAGCGACUGUUACAUUAUUUCAAUAAAAUAUAAUCAUUGUAAGGAGUAAUGACAAAUCCUAGGAUAAAUACAU